GCGGAUCAUCAUUGAGUAACGCUUCACAAGUGCGGCAUUUUCGUUCGACCCGGUAGCGAGUUCGAGUUAUUCUUGAUAAUUUUAUUGUACGAUCAACGGUUCGCGCCCGCGGUGCUUCUUAAUGAACGACGCCCAUUCUAGUUAUUCGGUAGUGAAAACUGUGGGUCGGAAGGGGAAAAUCUUCGCUACCGGUUGAAAGUUUAAUUAUUAUUGUUCGACCGGCGAUAGUGUGUUUACUUGCUGAUAUAUCGGUGCUUAGGCGGUUCCUGAAGAUCAUCAAGCGAUCGCAGGCCCCGGGAUCCUCGUUUUUUAUACUUUAUGUGUUCUGGUCGUGCGCCAUGGACACGACCACCGAUCUCGGGCUUGAGGUGUGAAAAUUCCCUGUGAAAGUGCGAGACAAUUAGGUGUUGAUCACUGGUAGCCGUGAAAAAAGUGCUUCUCACUAGCAGGGCCCUGUAGCUGUCCAAUGAUUCGUCGCAACCGGGCCAACCCAAAUGGUUUGUUUGGGUGCUUUCGAGCCGUGUAUCAUAGCAAAUAGUGUUGGAGGUUUUCAUCGGUGCAUGAAAAUAAUCGUUUUGAUAACAAAAAUAUAGCACACCAAGUGUCAACGGAAAUUGUGCUGAAAAGUGUUAGGUGGUGCGAAUAUGAGUGACAUGAUUGUCGAUUGAUUUAUAUCCUUCCAUCGUGUUUGUCAGUCUCCGGAAGUGUUCGACUAUUGAAGCGCCACUUGCUAGUUACUAAAAAUGCAUCACUUGGAUUUUGGCAGUGUACGACAUUCCGAUGGGGGCGGUGGAACCAGCAGCGUCCAUGGCGGUCCCAAUAUGGGUAUCGUAUCGUCGUAUGACACGCUGCACGGUGUGGUCACCAGUUCCGCCGCAGAGAUGGUUGUUGACUUCCAUCAUCACUACGUGCCGUCGGAGUACUGGAACGUGAUGCCGUACAAAAAUGGAUCCACGCCGAUGAAGGAAAUGGAAGCAAACUUGGCCAACCAACCCCGGUCUCCCCUACCUCGUGGUCAUACAGCCUGUUUACAAAACGCCAACAAAGCCCAGUACAACCCCCUAGAGCAGGUCGAACAGCUCAGUAUCAAUUGUGAUAGUGAAAACCAACAUAGCGGUAGCAUUGUAGCUAGCAGUAAUAACAAUAACAACACGUUAAGUAGUAAUAAGAAUUUUAGCACCGAUGUCGAUAGCAGCCCCGUCAGCAAAUCCAACUCCAGUAUAAGCGGUGGUGGCGAUGGCAGCAGCGGAGGGGGCACCACAAGUAGUGGAGGAAGUGAUCGUGCAAGCCCCAGCUGCAUCCCCAACAGUAAUACAAGCGUCGGCGGCGGCAAGUCGCUCUCAAGCGCCAGCAAAAAAUCAAACAGCAUCGAUAGCACGGAAAAGCCUUAUCACCCAUCGUUGGCCUCCGUCAUGGUGAUGCUCGAGGGUAAGCAUCUCUGGGACAAAUUCCACGAGCAGGGUACGGAGAUGAUUGUCACCAAGGCCGGACGGCGAAUGUUUCCCACCUUCCAGGUGAAGGUGGUCGGACUGGAGCUGACCGCCGAGUAUCUGAUGAUAAUGGACUUCGUACCGUUGGACGAUAAGCGGUAUCGAUAUGCCUUCCACACAUCCAGCUGGGUGGUGGCUGGGAAAGCGGAUCCGAUAUCCCCUCCCCGAAUAAGCGUCCAUCAAGACUCACCCGCAACCGGUGCCACGUGGAUGAAGCAAACGAUUUCUUUCGACAAGCUGAAACUGACCAACAAUCAGUUAGACGAUAACGGACACAUCAUCCUCAACUCAAUGCAUCGGUAUCAGCCGCGCCUUCAUGUCUGCCACUUUUCCCGAACAAGCACCAGCAACAAUAACAACAACCACAACCACCACCACCACCGGGGACCAAUCAAAACCGAGAAGGACAUGCUGUCGUAUCGAACAUUCGUAUUUCCGGAAACAUCGUUUACCGCAGUCACGGCCUACCAGAAUCAACGAGUUACCCAACUGAAAAUUGUGAGCAACCCAUUCGCCAAAGGCUUCCGAGACAAUGAAACCAAUGAAGAUUCUCAGGAAAGAAUCUCUUCAAUGAACGAUCGGAUGAAAAGUGAACGUGGAGGCAACUACAAAAAAGAUGCCGAAACAACAAACUCGGCAUCGAUGACGCCGACAUCGUCAGUGUUGACAGGUCAGUCGCUUUCCCCCGGAUCCGCCGGUAGCACAGGAGGGACUCCAACCGCAAACAGUUCUGGUGGUUCCAGUGGCCUCGGCGUUUCCAGUGCCUUCCAAUCAUCGCUGGUUAGCUCUGCGUCGACAGUUGCCGGCCUCUCGCCGUAUGCCAUCAGCCCCCACAGUAAUCCAACCAUGCUGGCGCAACCGUACGGUACCGAAUCAAGCGGCUUCGGACCCAUCUAUCAUCACCAUCACCAUCAUCAUCACGGCCAUAAUCCACUGUCGACACAUCACGGAUCGUACGUGAGCUCAUUCGACAAGUACGACAAGUACAAAAUGGCUCCGCCGACGCCACCGCAUCAUUCGAGCCAUGCGAAUGCGGCGAGCGGUUAUACUGGUCACUAUCAAGGGUUCUACGGCACUACAACCGGAGGUCAUCACCAACUUAUGAGACAAAACAACGGUUGCAUAGACUAUGUUCAAAGAUGAAGCUUAAUGCGCAUAUCGUGAAACCAGUAUCGAUUGUAAAUAGUUCCGCCCAAAAUACUAAGGUGAUGUAUUCAGUGUGUUUUAGUAUGUAACAGUUAAUUGUUUCAGUGGAUUAAUUUUACCAAAGAUCUGAACCAAAGUGCCAUAGGGUGUAUGAAGUCGUGUAACUUAUUGCCUUAGUCUAAUAUCUGUAUCAAUAUAUCUGAUUUGAAAAUCA
Messenger RNA from Armigeres subalbatus, 2850 nucleotides. RefSeq names its product T-box transcription factor TBX1 (gene org-1). The transcript is spliced from 8 exons. Gene Ontology annotation, molecular function: RNA polymerase II cis-regulatory region sequence-specific DNA binding; DNA-binding transcription factor activity, RNA polymerase II-specific. Gene Ontology annotation, cellular component: nucleus. Bases 744 to 2633 code for a protein of 629 amino acids. The record is from RefSeq and is a predicted model, not a curated record. NCBI's taxonomy places the organism in Eukaryota, Metazoa, Arthropoda, Insecta, Diptera, Culicidae. Gene Ontology annotation, biological process: cell fate specification; positive regulation of DNA-templated transcription; regulation of transcription by RNA polymerase II.